This is a messenger RNA of Guillardia theta CCMP2712, 1185 nucleotides long. RefSeq lists its product as hypothetical. Bases 1 to 1167 code for a protein of 388 amino acids. The transcript has 4 exons. Gene Ontology annotation, molecular function: sulfate adenylyltransferase (ATP) activity. NCBI's taxonomy places the organism in Eukaryota, Cryptophyceae, Pyrenomonadales, Geminigeraceae. The record is from RefSeq and is a predicted model, not a curated record. Gene Ontology annotation, biological process: sulfate assimilation.
AUGAUGGCUGCGAAGCAAACCCCGCACGGAGGAAAGCUUGUGGAUCUGAUGGUGAAGGACGAGGCGGAGAAGAAGAAGAUCGCCUCGUCAUGCCACUUUGAGCACCAGCUUACUGAUCGUCAGCUUUGCGACGUAGAGCUGAUCAUCAAUGGUGGACUUUCUCCAUUGAACGGGUUCAUGAACGAGGAGACCUACAAGAAGGUUGUUGAUGACAUGAGGCUGCCUAGUGGUCUUCUCUUCGGCCUCCCCAUCGUAUUCGACACCAACCGCGAUGAUUUUGUUCCAGGAAAGAAAGUGUUGCUGAAGCAGGGAGACCGUGACAUCGCUGUUUUCACCAUUGAGGAUCGUUUUAAGCCAGACAAGGUUCACGAGUGCAAGCAGUGCUAUGGAGUCACAACGUUGGAGCAUCCCGGUGUCUUGAUGGUUUCCACUGAGCGUGGAGCUUUCUAUUGUGGUGGAAGUCUUCAGGGCCUCAACCUCCCAGUCCGUGAGUUCCCUUGCAGGACUCCUGCUGAGGUUAGGACCGACCUUCCUGAUGACAAGGAUGUUGUUGCAUUCCAGUGCAGAAAUCCCGUUCAUCGUGCUCAUUACGAGCUCUUCACUCGCGCUCUCGAUGCUCCUGAAGUCGGUCCUGAAGGUGUUGUCCUCGUGCAUCCAACCUGUGGCCCCACCCAGGCUGACGACAUCCCGGGAACCGUUCGCUACAAGACAUACGUGCGCCUGGCGGAGGAGACCAAGAACCCCAGGAUCAGAUGGGACUACCUUCCCUACUCUAUGCACAUGGCUGGACCUCGUGAGGCCAUCCAGCACAUGAUGAUCCGCAAGAACUUCGGUUGCACUCACUUCAUCAUCGGCCGCGACAUGGCCGGUUCCAAGAGCUCGAUCACUGGCGAUGACUUCUACGGUCCUUACGAUGCUCAGGACUUCGCCAAGAAGCAUGGUCCUGAGCUCGGAGUUACCCCUGUCCCUUCGCUCAACCUUGUCUAUACGCAGGAGAAGGGCUAUGUGACCGCUGAACAAGCCAAGGAGGAGGGACUGGAAACUCUGAAGCUCUCAGGUACCAAGUUCAGGAAGAUGCUUCGCAGCGGGGAGGACAUUCCUGAGUGGUUCGCUUUCAAGUCUGUUGUUGAGGUUCUGCGUGAGGAUGUUCUUGCCUCACCCAAGUAAACACUCCCGACACCUUCC